UGGCGGGCCGGGGGCGGGCCAGGGGCGGGGCCGGGCGCCCUUCAUCCCCCGUCGCUGUGCUCAGCCGGGAGCAGAGCGGACAGCGCCAGCCUGAGCGGAGCACCGUGCGUCCCCACCCACCGGGCCAGACCUUUGACUUGUGUUGGUGUGAGAGUCAGUGCUCCGGGUGGCAGACCCUGACCAUGGAGGCACCUCUGCAGACAGAAAUGGUGGAGCUGGUGCCCAACGGCAAACACUCAGAAGGGCUGCUCCCAGUCACCACCCCCACGGCUGUCAACCAGAGGGUUGAAGGCCCCAGACGGAGCUGUGUUGAGGGUGAGGGCUUCCUACAGAAAAACCCCAGCAAGGAGCCACACUUCACAGACUUUGUGGGGAAGACUUCAUUUGGGAUGUCAGUGUUCAACCUCAGCAACGCCAUCAUGGGCAGUGGCAUCCUGGGACUCGCCUAUGCCAUGGCCAACACGGGCAUCGUCCUUUUCCUGUUCCUGUUGACAGCCGUCGCCCUGCUCUCCAGCUACUCCAUCCACCUGCUACUCAAGUCCUCAGGGAUCGUGGGUAUCCGUGCCUAUGAGCAGCUAGGCUACCGUGCCUUUGGGACCCCAGGAAAGCUGGCAGCGGCCCUGGCCAUCACACUGCAGAAUAUUGGAGCCAUGUCCAGCUACCUGUACAUCAUCAAGUCCGAGCUGCCCCUUGUCAUACAGACCUUCCUGAACCUGGAGGAGCAAACUUCGGACUGGUACAUGAAUGGGAACUACCUGGUGAUCCUUGUUUCUGUCAUCGUCAUUCUGCCCCUGGCACUGAUGCGGCAGCUUGGCUACCUGGGUUACUCCAGCGGCUUCUCUCUCAGCUGCAUGGUGUUCUUCCUAAUUGCAGUCAUCUACAAAAAGUUCCAUGUGCCCUGCCCUCUGCCCCUCAACCUCGCCAACAUCACGGGCAACGUCAGCCUCAUGGAGGUCACCAAGGAGGAGGCUCAGCUGCAGGCUGAAACAGAGGCCGCAGCCUUCUGCACCCCGAGUUACUUCACACUCAACUCACAGACAGCAUAUACCAUCCCCAUCAUGGCCUUCGCCUUCGUCUGCCAUCCCGAGGUGCUGCCCAUCUAUACGGAGCUCAAGGACCCCUCCAAGAGGAAGAUGCAGCACAUCUCCAACCUGUCCAUCGCCGUCAUGUAUGUCAUGUACUUCCUGGCUGCCCUCUUCGGCUACCUCACCUUCUACGACGGGGUGGAGUCGGAGCUACUGCACACCUACAGCAAGGUGGACCCAUUUGACGUGCUGAUCCUCUGUGUGCGUGUGGCCGUGCUGACGGCAGUCACACUCACAGUGCCGAUCGUUCUGUUUCCGGUGCGCCGUGCCAUCCAGCAGAUGCUGUUUAAGAACCAGGAGUUCAGCUGGCUGCGGCACAUACUCAUUGCCAUCGGCCUGCUCACUUGUAUCAACUUGCUGGUUAUCUUCGCUCCCAACAUCCUGGGCAUCUUCGGGGUCAUUGGUGCCACAUCUGCCCCAUGCCUCAUCUUCAUCUUCCCCGCCAUCUUCUACUUUCGCAUCAUACCCACCGAGAAGGAACCUGCAAAGUCUACCCCCAAAAUCUUGGCCCUUUGUUUCGCUGUGCUUGGCCUCUUGCUGAUGACCAUGAGCUUGAGCUUCAUCAUCAUUGAUUGGGUGUCAGGGACCGGCCGGCAUGGAGGAAGCCACUAGGAAGACCCCGCCCUGUUCUGUCUACUCGUCCAAGUACCCCUGCCCAGAGUCUUCAGCCCCUGCUCCCAUCCAGUGGCCAGUCAGCGGGGAGAAGAAAGACGUGGUUAACACUAUGGCAUUUGUCCCCUGCCUCACGUCUUCUCUGUGGAAGGUUUUUGUUACAGCCAGGACCAAGGCCCUUGGACCACUACUUUGCUGGGCUCCCGGGCUACAGGGGCUUCCGGAGUUGGGAGCAGGGUGGGGCUGUGCCCUUGCUCCCUUCCUGUUGCCUCAGAUCCCACUCAGGCCCCUGCCCUCCUUGCACAGAUGCAAACACUGAGGUCCAACAGCUGCCUACACAGUCUGUAGGGCACAUAGAGUUGGAGCCCAAGCCUGCAGCCAUCUCCCCACCUUGCUGCUGGACCUUGGUCUGCACUCUGGGGCCUCAUCUCCCUCAAUGCACUUGCCUUCCCCCACUUCUGUCCCGGAGGCCCCUUUCAGUCACUUGGACUCAAGCGCUUGGAUACUCUCAUCCCCUUCUCCCAUCCCCACCACCAGAAGCAGACCACCCCCCAUACCUGAAGCCAUCAGGUUCUUUUAAAUGUGAGGCUGGUGUGGGCACCCCCAGGGACCUGCCCCUUCACCAGUCCUGGGGAGGCUGGGACUCCCCCCACCCCAAGUCUGGGCCAUAGCUCACAUUCCAUUUCUGGGAGAAGAAAGAGGCUGGGGCCCAGAGCGUCUCUGCCCCUGGGAGCCAAAGACCCCAGGGGCUGAUCCGGGGUAGGAGUGGAGAAGCUGUCAGCUCCCUUUUAUAAAUAUUAUACAUAAUACCA
This is a messenger RNA of Leopardus geoffroyi (Geoffroy's cat), 2509 nucleotides long. RefSeq names its product solute carrier family 38 member 3 (gene SLC38A3). Gene Ontology annotation, molecular function: L-asparagine transmembrane transporter activity; L-glutamine transmembrane transporter activity; L-histidine transmembrane transporter activity. The transcript is spliced from 16 exons. Lineage: Eukaryota; Metazoa; Chordata; Mammalia; Carnivora; Felidae. Gene Ontology annotation, biological process: L-glutamine transport; amino acid transmembrane transport; histidine transport. The coding region runs from base 183 to 1697 and encodes 504 amino acids. The record is from RefSeq and is a predicted model, not a curated record.